Fomitopsis serialis is the source of this 402-nucleotide messenger RNA. Its product is annotated as histone-fold-containing protein. Gene Ontology annotation, molecular function: protein heterodimerization activity; structural constituent of chromatin; DNA binding. The transcript is spliced from 4 exons. The record is from RefSeq and is a predicted model, not a curated record. The annotation marks the transcript as partial. Gene Ontology annotation, cellular component: nucleosome. NCBI's taxonomy places the organism in Eukaryota, Fungi, Basidiomycota, Agaricomycetes, Polyporales, Fomitopsidaceae.
AGCGGAAAGUCCAAGUCCGGCAAGGCCGCCGGCGAAUCCACUGGCAAGACUCAGUCGCGCUCUGCGAAGGCCGGUCUUCAGUUCCCCGUCGGUCGUGUGCAUCGUCUCCUUAAGCGGGGCAACUACGCACAGCGUGUGGGAGCUGGCGCACCUGUAUACCUCGCCGCCGUUCUCGAGUACCUUGCAGCCGAGAUCCUCGAACUUGCGGGAAACGCGGCUCGGGACAACAAGAAGCAGCGUAUCAUCCCUCGACACCUUCAACUUGCUAUCCGGAAUGACGAGGAGCUGCACAAGCUCCUUGGUGACGUGAUCAUCUCGCAAGGUGGUGUUGUACCACACAUCAACCCUGAGCUCUUGCCUACGAAGACACAGAAAGGCAAGAAGGACAGCCAGGAGGUUUAG